Messenger RNA from Cydia strobilella, 3144 nucleotides. It is a transcript of the gene Hph, whose product is annotated as egl nine homolog 1. Gene Ontology annotation, molecular function: ferrous iron binding; peptidyl-proline dioxygenase activity; L-ascorbic acid binding. The coding region runs from base 49 to 1467 and encodes 472 amino acids. The record is from RefSeq and is a predicted model, not a curated record. The transcript has 7 exons. Gene Ontology annotation, biological process: cellular response to hypoxia. Lineage: Eukaryota; Metazoa; Arthropoda; Insecta; Lepidoptera; Tortricidae.
AAUCUGUCCUAGGAAAGUAAGGCCUUCGUUUUCACUUCUCUGUUCAGAAUGAAUCAAGAAGGCGCACUGGCUUGUUGCGCCGUUUGCAAUCAGCGUACCGUUAGGAGAUGUUCGCGUUGUCUCAGUAUUUACUAUUGUAACAAGGACCAUCAACGCCAAGAUUGGAAAAGACACAAACCCGAGUGCGUGCCAAGAACGCCAAAACAAGGUUCGAGAAACGAGAAAAUUGGCGGUGUUUCGACAUCUACGGCAGAAGCAGUGCAAAUAGUGGAGGUGAAAGACGAAGCGUCUCACGGCGGGGCUAGCUGUGAGCCGCAGAGCGCUUCGACACCCGACGGAAGUGCAACAAGUGAUACAAGACGUUUGAAAAGUUCAAAGAAAAAAAACGCGAAUAAAGAAGGUAGUGUUAGUGUGAAUAAACAAAACGCUGUGGGUACCUCAAGGGUGAACUCUGGCGCCGUACCUAAGAAUCGGAGCGUGAUAUCUAGUGUUUUCUGUGCUAGCAAGGAUAAGGACAAAGUAAAUAGUGCCAUAACUUACGAAGGGUCGUCAGAGCAAGAGAUUCUAAGUGAAUCAGCGCAGCAACUUAGUGCUGUGGAGUUUUCAACAGCCAGUACAACAGUGAAGACUCUUAAAUCUGAGCCAAACAUGUUGGCGGUGGCCGGUUACUCCGGGGAACAAGCCCCUAUGAAGGAAUACCCUGAAGGGACAGUGAGAAAUAGUAGUGCGCCGUUUGGACAGCCACAGAACAGUUUCUACAUGGACCCCAGUGACCGGUGGUACAACAUAUGCAAGCAAGUGAUAAGAGACAUGACACAGUUUGGAGUGUGUGUUUUGGACAAUUUCCUAGGGCAAGAAAGGGGACAUUUGGUGAGAAAUGAAGUGUUAAAAAUGUAUAGAUCAGGUAUAUUUCAAGCAGGUGAACUGGUAGCCAACCCUGGUAGCACGGACGCGCACACGGUUCGAAGCGAUCGAAUCACCUGGAUAGACGGCAAGGAACCACAUUGCUUCUACAUCAAACAGCUUAUCAACCAAGUGGACAACAUAAUCCUGAGGGCGAACAAGAUGCCUAACAACGGGAAACUCGGAGACUACACGAUCAACGGCAGGACGAGGGGGAUGGUGGCAUGCUACCCCGGCUCGGGCACGCACUACGUCAAACACGUGGACAACCCCAACAAAGAUGGCCGCUGCAUCACCGCCAUAUACUACCUGAAUCUCAACUGGGACAAGGAGCGCUGCGGCGGCCUGCUCAGGGUGUUUCCCGAAGGUCUGGACGAGGUAGCGAACAUCAAGCCGCUGUUCGACCGAAUGGUGUUCUUCUGGUCGGAUCGAAGGAAUCCUCACGAAGUUCAACCCGCCUAUGAAACUAGAUACGCCAUCACGCUGUGGUACUUCGAUGCCAAAGAGCGGGCUGAAGCUUUAAAGCGACAUCGCCAAAACCACGAGCCGAAUUCGAGCCAGUGAUAUUCGGACCCGCGCUCGUGCAGAGCGAGCCAGACCUUCCGCCCUCCGGUGGCGCGUUUGACACUUCGCUGACCUGACCAAGCGAGAGAUGACUUAAGACCUAGACCUACAUGCAGGGAUUUUUCUAUUCUAAUGACGUUAUUCACAAAUGCUUGUCAAGUCUAACAAGCCCUUGAUAAUCUUGUCCUUAUCUGUCAUUAUGACAUUUGUGUUUGUUAGAAAGAGACAAAAAUAACAGAGGUUUUAUGCAUAGUUUUAUGAAUAAUCACGAAUUCAUUGUACGAUUAAUUAUUUUGUUUGGUAUUUUUGUACCACAUUUAGGAUCUUGUUGUGUAGUAAGGCGUGUUACGUUUCAUCUGUGAUCCCCUUAAACUCCUUAAAGUAUUAAUUAUUAUUGCUUUGGCUCAUAAUCAGAAUUAGAUAAGAGCACAUUAUAGCAUACUUAAAUCUAAAAGUUUUUAUGAGUUACAAUUUCAUUUAUUUUCUUUACUCUUACGCCUAUGUCCAUUCUAUAUUUUCUUCUUUCAUAUUUAUUUUUACGCCUGGCUAAAUAUGUAGUUACUAUAAUAUUAAGUUCUUUCAUUUAGCCUUAUCUAAUUCUGAGUAGGUAGUAACCACCGCUAAAAAUCUAUUUUUAUUUAUUAUCUAAACUAAAUAGAUAACAACCAUCCAGUUUCAGCACCGAAACCAUACACUUUUUCGUCUGAUACAAACGCAGCCCUGCUAGAUAGUAUAAUAAAUUUUUAUAAAUCAUCACUGCUUUAUUUAAAUACGCAUAGUUAACAAAUCUACCAUUUAGAAUGCGAAGGAUAUCCGUGGAUAUCUUUUACGCAUACGUGACCUUUGUGCUACGUACACAUAGGAUUACAAGUUAAAGACAAAAUAAAAACGCCUCAGAAACGUCAUAUGACAAAAAUUCGCUAGUGAUGUGGCGAUGUCAUCGAAUUAAUCGAUUCAUAACGUUUGUUAAACAAUUAUGGGGAUUCGAUUCGUGAUAAGAUGAGGCAUUUUUAUUGCUUGAAAUCAAAAAGUGUAACGUGAUUAUUUUACAAAACAUGUACGAUGGUAAGGAAAAGCAGUAUAUUUUGUAAUACUAUUACGUAUAGUUUUAAUAUUAACUCUGUCAAUGGGCAGAAAAGUCAUAUAUUAUUACCUAGCUUAGAUGUAAGUAGUACUUUUUUGUCAAUUUUGAGUGUUUUUAAUUAAAGGCCUUAAAGUAUUAUUUUUUAUUGAAAAUGCAUCUACUUCAUUAUUUUAUUAACAUCCGCUGGCAUAAUUUUACUUUGUAAAUGUGCAAUAUACUUAAGUAAGAAAAAAGAAAAACAAAUAGAAAACAUAUUACUUAUCUGGGUAUUGGCCACAUAUGAAAAUGUGGUUACCUUCUUCUGUUUGUAGAAUUUCAGCGGAUACUAUAUGCCUAAGACUGAAUUAAAUUCUACCAUUCAAAUAUUUAAAAGAAUUGUCAUUUGAAUAGUUCUAUUUAGGUAUUUCUAUUUUGUUCCUGUCAAUAUGGUACUCCUGAGGUUUCAAUAUACUUUUAGAGAUAAUAAUAUGUAGGUAAAGAUUGCAGUUUUGAAUGAUAUGUUACCUCAUUAAAAUAGUCACAUAUUGUCAUAUUCUUAAUGUAAAUAAUUACAAAAUGUAAUAUUAAAGUGAAUAAACGUUAAUACAUCAAUA